This is a messenger RNA of Wyeomyia smithii (pitcher-plant mosquito), 3150 nucleotides long. Its product is annotated as ADP-ribosylation factor-like protein 13A. Gene Ontology annotation, molecular function: GTP binding; GTPase activity. The transcript is spliced from 6 exons. NCBI's taxonomy places the organism in Eukaryota, Metazoa, Arthropoda, Insecta, Diptera, Culicidae. Bases 734 to 1753 code for a protein of 339 amino acids. Gene Ontology annotation, cellular component: ciliary membrane; non-motile cilium. The record is from RefSeq and is a predicted model, not a curated record. Gene Ontology annotation, biological process: receptor localization to non-motile cilium; non-motile cilium assembly.
ACGUUAACUUGUAUAAAAUGGUUAGUGUCUCAUGUACAUAUGAUGUACAUGGCAUGUCACAUGUAACAUGUGACGUGUAACAUUACAUGUAACACAACAUGUUACAUAUUACAUGAUAUUUGACGUGUUACAUUUUUCGUGUUACAUUACGUGUAACAUGCUACAGGGCAAGUGAAUGGCAAUUCUGUUUCGGACGAAAUAUCAACAUGGUAUAAAUCAGCUUUGAAGUUCGAUUUUUCGAAAUUUUUCUAGUAUCAUAACUUCAGCUUCUUGAGUAGAUACAGUUUAUGUAAAAAACUCAUUUUUGAAAAAAAAUGGUCUUUAGACCACUCUGUUCCGCAACGGCUCAUAUACUGGGGUAUUAACAACAUUGUCAUUUCUUCCACACGCAAACAAAAAACCAGUUUCUUAUUGAAAACUUAUUGUUUUAACUUCACUUUUGGCAGCAACGGCGAGUCUCUCGGCUACUCUGAAUAUGUUUGUAUUUUCAUUCUUGAUUCUGCUGACGGUUGCUUCUACGCAAUGAUAGUGAUCCACACCAAUUUCCAUGGCAACACGUUGACAACGGUGCAUAUAAAUUUUUCAAACAAAUCAAAUAGCACAAGAUAAAUAAAUUUGUUUGUAAAACUUGCGAAAAAUUAUCUGUAGUGUUUUUCGAGUGCCAAUCGCCAACUAUGCAGCCAGGGUGGUUGUGAAUCUCAGGUUGUGAAAAGCCUAGUUUCUGGUGAAUAACAUGGGAAACUUCUGCAAGGGUUGUUUAUCACGUAAACAAGACGUUCUACUAUUGCUUAUUGUGGGUUUACAAUAUACUGGUAAAACAGAAAUCGCACACAAAAUAUGCCAUCUCGUUAGAAAUGAUUAUCUUCAAACAAAAGGAUGCAGAAUAUUUAACACCAGUAUAGAACACAGUAGCGUGCAGAUAAAGGAGAUCGGCGGUGCGCCAGAAUUUGUAGAUAUUUGGAAAUAUUAUUUCCUGGAUGUGCACGGAAUAAUUUUUGUAGUUGACUCAUCCAACAUCAAUAACAUCUGCCAAUCGUACAAAGUAUUCAACAAUUUAAUGGCACAUGAUUUCCUAAUUGGUAAACCUUUUCUAAUAAUUGCAAACAAACAGGAUUUACCCGGUUCCACAGACUGUGUAGAUAUUUGUGAAUAUUUGGAUGUAGAAUUCCUAGCUAAUAAAUAUCGAAAUCCUUGCAUGGUAGAACCUUGUGGUAAUUGGGAUGUUUCGAGUAACGAAUACGAUGGUCUUUUACGCGGAAUUAACUGGAUAGUGAGAACUAUACAAAUCAAUAAACAAUUUUUAAUCAACCGAAUCAAUUUUCACCGACUGAUGAUCGAAGAAAGUCACAAGCUUUUUGAAAGUCACCGUCCAUGCACUGGAGUACGGCGAAAGAAGUCAAGGUUUAGCUUGCGUGAUAAAAGACCAAAGACUGCACCAGCUGUAUAUCUAGCUUGGAUGAAUACAACUGCAUACAAUAAUCCACUAGGACGAAAUAGCCCCGUACGCGAUAGAAUUGAAGAAACUAUAAAUGCAGGUGGUAAAUAUUUGGAAUCGCCUGAAAAUCAGACCCACGAAGUUUUACCUACUACAACUGGACAAAUGCCCAAUCGAACAGAGAAUACACUUUCAAUCAAAGAUGACACGCAAACGCUCGCUAUCUUAACAAAUCAAAAUAACGAAGAACUAACAGUGGAGGAUUUAUCGCUGUCGCUGCAUAGUGCAGAUACUAAUAAAACGGAGCGUAAAGUAUAAAACUAAUGUGCCAAAUACGUGUUAUAAUGUAAUGUUAAGAAUCUCACUUUCCAAACAAAUUAACAAACUCGAUUUUUGUAUGCACUACACAGAUUGUAGGCGAUAUAGCCACUGCGUGUCGCUGUGAAAAUCUAACCAAAACAACGAGAGUACACUGUUUCUACGCUUACAUAUGGUCACGCAGAAUGCAAUCAAACCGAACCAAUCGCUAUUUGUUAAACUGAAAUAUUAACACAAGUAAAUGUGGAAAUUAAUAACACUGUUCGACAAAAGCGGAAGUGCACCAAAAAGUCGCAGAGUAAUUGCUUGUGGUUGUGGGGCAUUUCUAUCUAUGCUAGAGGCACCAGAAAUGAUUAAUGGAAUGGUUAAACAGCAAUUAUACUAGUAUUCUUAAUUUUUUUUCCAGUUUGAGCUCGUGGAUAAAAUAUGUGUUGAUCUGUGUAGUUUUAAUCUCUCUUUCAUGGAAAAAAAAUCUAUCUUCCUUGAGAAUAUAUCAUUUAAAUAGUUUAUAAUAAUAGUAUAGCAAAAAAUUGCAGCAGGGAGCAUAAAUGAUCCAGGGCUAGUCAGUCUUUGAAUGCCAAUUACUGCGGAAAUAAUAUUUUCUGGUGCCUGGUUGGGUUUGGUUGCACGGUUGCAGACUGUAUAUCCUUUUAAUUAAACCUCCUAGUUAUCUUUGAAAUUUAACUUAGCCAUUUAUCGAUAUUUUUGUAUGAUGGCUGGGAGAAUACUGCAUCUGGUUUUGCACGUUACUUUUAUUCACUUGUACUUUCCUUGUGAGGUUUUAACAUCGGAAAUCUAGUUAUUAUGAAAUAAAAAAACAGAAUAGCAGUUUCAAGAAGCCACGGAUGUCCGGAGCUAGUAGAUUAAUGCUAUUGCAAUCUAAUUAUUGUAAUUAGUUAGAAAGAUUUUUCACAAAAUACUUUGAUCCUUCGCCGAACAAUUCUGUGUUGCUGAUGUUGAUAUCAAUUAAAAUAUGAUAAAAAUUACUCAAAUGGCUUCUAGGUAUUGUAUUCAACUGAUCUUUUCUUGUUUAGCCUUCGAUUUCUGCAGUAUAAAACAGCUUUGUAACUAGCACAAUGUUUCGCUCAUCGCUAAGAUGUUUUGCUCUAAAAUGCGAGAUUAAUACAAAUUACAAUUUUGUACGCAAUCAAAUCUAAGUGUUUUGUGCUUUAGGACAAAGAUUUCAAUUUCAAUUUGCAAAUAUUAUGCCUGUUUUUGACGAUCAUAAAACGCUGAAGUGAAACAUGAUUAAAAGAAUUGUUUCAACCUGAGACCUACCUCAGCAUCGUUCAACAUCUCGAAAUCUAGUCCGAACGCGUCACUAUCAUCUUCAUCGAAAAAAUUAUCUAAAUUUUCCAUUAGAACUUGUACUUCGCCCGUAGUAUCAGCACUUUUUU